This is a messenger RNA of Emiliania huxleyi CCMP1516, 682 nucleotides long. RefSeq lists its product as hypothetical. The coding region runs from base 150 to 518 and encodes 122 amino acids. Lineage: Eukaryota; Haptophyta; Isochrysidales; Noelaerhabdaceae. The record is from RefSeq and is a predicted model, not a curated record. The transcript is spliced from 5 exons.
CCUCACCGCCCAUGGCGUGAGCAGGCGCGUGCUGCUUACUCGUUGCCCCGCUAGUCGACCUGCACACCGGCGGCCUGCAGUGCGAGGACCUCGCGUUUGGAGAUCUGCGCGGCCUCGAUGUUUGGAAGGCGAACUUCGAGAGCGUCGAGAUGACUUGCGCCACUUUCGACAACGCGCGCCUCGCCGAGACCAACUUCAAGGACGCCGUGGCGGCGAGGGCGAGCUUCGUGCGCGCGGAGCUGGACCGCAGCUCCUUUGAAGCGACCGUGCUACCGCACGCAAACUUCUCAGGGGCGAGCUUGCGCGAGGCGAAGCUCGAGUACUCCAGCCUGCGCCACACGACCUUCGACGGGGCGGAUCUCUCCAGCGCCAGCUUCGUCGAGAGCGACCUCAGCCACGCGAGCUUCUUCGGCGCGACCGGCGUGUCGACGGCCCGGUUUGACCGCGUGCUGGGCAUGAACACCGUGAAGGGUCUCGACCGCAAGACCCUGGCCGCGGCGCUCCUCUUGCAGGGCUGAGUACAGAGAAGAGAGAGAGCGUAAACGCUCUCCCUGUUCAAGUGGGCAUGUGUGGAGAUACGGCAAGCAAGUCAUCACUUGGCAAGUCUGAAUAGGGUCUGAAUGGCAGAGCAGCCCAUGUUACCAUCACGCCGAGGACCAACCCUCUGAUUCGCGCGUUUGCA